Saccostrea echinata is the source of this 729-nucleotide messenger RNA. RefSeq names its product peptidase inhibitor 16-like. Gene Ontology annotation, cellular component: extracellular region. The transcript has 8 exons. Lineage: Eukaryota; Metazoa; Mollusca; Bivalvia; Ostreida; Ostreidae. The coding region runs from base 1 to 729 and encodes 242 amino acids. The record is from RefSeq and is a predicted model, not a curated record.
AUGGGUGCAGGUGCACUGAAUUCCAAAGUAUAUCAAAGAAACAUUGCCAAAGAUGAUCACCUAAUAGAGUUGGAGAUAAGCAAUCCUGAAGGCAGGGCCAGGGUUGUACGCAGCCCACGACAGAGACGAGAAACAUCUGCAAUACAACAACAGUAUUUAGAUGCACACAAUAAUGCAAGAGCUAUUGUCGUACCCACAGCAACUAACAUGUUGAAAAUGAAAUGGAGCAGUGCCCUAGCAACAGUGGCAGAAAAUUAUGCAAAGAAGUGUAUUUGGGCACACAAUGGGGCAAGGACAUCUGAGACACAAGCUCUAACAUCAGAUUUCAAUUAUGUUGGAGAAAAUUUAUAUGUAACCUCACAAAGUGCAGCUAAUCCAGAUGCUGUGGUUCAGAGUUGGGAUAAUGAGAAAAAUGACUACACUUAUAGUUCUAAAGCCUGCAGUGGUGUAUGUGGACAUUAUACACAGGUUGUAUGGGCCAAUUCGGAAUAUGUGGGCUGCGCAUCCCACACAUGUUCCACAUUCACAGGCUUAAGCUCUGCCUUCAAUGGUGGGACAAUUGUUGUUUGUAACUAUGGUCCAGGGGGAAAUGUUAACAACCUGCAUCCGUACCUAUCUGGUCCAGCCUGCUCAGAUUGUCCAGCUGGGUAUACAUGUUCAAACAACCUAUGUAUGGACGGAGAUGCUAGCGCUGAAACUACAAACAGGAGAAGGGACCAACAAAUGUAA